Pipistrellus nathusii (Nathusius's pipistrelle) is the source of this 474-nucleotide messenger RNA. The record is from the annotation of a GenBank genome assembly. NCBI's taxonomy places the organism in Eukaryota, Metazoa, Chordata, Mammalia, Chiroptera, Vespertilionidae.
AUGGGCUCCAGGCUCCUGUGCUGUGUGGCCCUCUGCUUCCUGGGAGCAGGUUCCCUGGACACAGCAGUUUUCCAGACUCCAAAAUACCUCAUUGCAUGGGUAGGGGACAAGAAGUCCCUAAAUUGUGAACAAAAGCUGAACCAUGAUGCUAUGUACUGGUAUAAGCAGGACUCCAAGAAAUUGCUGAAGGUUAUGUUUUCCUACAAUAAUAAGGCGCUAAUUCUAAAUGAGACAGUUCCAAGUCGUUUCUUACCUAAAUCUUCCGACAAAGCUCAUUUGAAACUUCAGAUCAGCUCCUUGGAGCCAGGUGACUCUGCCGUGUAUUUCUGUGCUAGCAGCCAAGACACAGCCCUGCAAAGUCACUGCCUCCCUGUGCACAAACCUGCUGGCCUGGCCAGGAAGCUGUGGGAACAACAUGUUCACCCAACACAUCCUGCUGGGAGACCCCUGCCUGGAGUUUCAUCUGUAGUAUAG